This is a messenger RNA of Kockovaella imperatae, 1502 nucleotides long. Its product is annotated as DNA glycosylase. The transcript is spliced from 4 exons. The record is from RefSeq and is a predicted model, not a curated record. Gene Ontology annotation, cellular component: nucleus; protein-DNA complex. NCBI's taxonomy places the organism in Eukaryota, Fungi, Basidiomycota, Tremellomycetes, Tremellales, Cuniculitremaceae. Bases 175 to 1431 code for a protein of 418 amino acids. Gene Ontology annotation, biological process: base-excision repair; base-excision repair, AP site formation; DNA alkylation repair. Gene Ontology annotation, molecular function: DNA-3-methyladenine glycosylase activity; alkylated DNA binding; DNA-7-methylguanine glycosylase activity.
GGAACAGCCGACGACGGCCCCAUCUCAUUAGAAAUUCUUUCCUAAUCAUUAGGGACUUGGGGGAUAACGUCAGGAUUAGGGUUCGGGGACUCCACCUCGACUCAUCCAGUCUUUCAGGCCUCUCUGGAGGAGGAUGUACCUUGAGGUGUAGAUCAACUCAGAGGCUCAGCUGCCAUGUCGACUCGCAUAUCUCUCACUCGUGGGGCUAAACGAAAGGUGGAAGGUGUCAUUCCGACCAGCUCGACAUCAACCUCCUCCUCCACUCCGGUCAAAGCCAGGAGAAAGGUCGAGAAGAAGUCCACCAUCCCGGCAGACACAUCCGCAUCAAUACCAGCAUCGGCAGCAUCAAGAUCCUCUCCCAAGCCCUCCACUGCAGAUGAUUCACUGCCCUACACUCCGUCCCUUCUCCCGCCUACGCUCAAGUUCUCCCUUCCCUCCGCCAUCGAGCAUUUAUCCAACCAUGACCCACGUUUCAAACUCAUGUUCAGCACCAUCCCUUGUAGACCAUUUCAUGAGCCUAUAGAGGCAGUAGACCCUUAUAGAACGCUCGUGGUCACCAUCAUCGGCCAACAGGUCUCGUGGAUGGCGGCCAAAGCAAUUACACGACGCUUCAGAGCUCACUUUGGAUUCGAAGAGGAUGAUCAGAGUUUUCCGACACCCAUGCAAGUGGCCAAGGCGGAGGUCAUCAAACUGAGAGAAGUCGGUCUGAGCUUUCGAAAGGCGGAAUACAUCAUCUGCCUCGCCGAACACUUUGUGGACGGGAGACUUUCCACAGAGUUAUUGAGCGAGGGGUCUGACGAAGAGAUCGCCAAGGCUCUCAUCGCUGUCCGGGGAAUCGGGCAGUGGACAGUCGACAUGUUCAUGAUCUUUUCUCUCCGUCGACCGGACGUUUUACCAGUUGGCGAUCUCGGAGUGCAAAAGGGGCUCCUGCGGUGGGCCCUUGCUGCGCAUGGCGCCCUGCCACCUACAAAAUCCAAAACCAACGAGCAGACGCGCAAAAAGUACGGACUAGCAGUGGAUGAGAAAGGCUCAGGCGAGCUUGAUACCCGUAUCCUCACACCGCCACCCGAGGGCGAUCAACCGGUCCCUCAGACUCCACAAAUUGGUUCCCUAGUGACAGCUCAUGCACCACCGACCCCGGUCACGCCUUCGAGUCAUGAUAAGAUAGUGCAGGUUCCCAACAAUUCCCUGCCACCAGACAUGAGCGACAACCGACUUUUGCAACCUCCCGAUGCGUCGUUUGAUGCUCACAGAUGCGCACCUCUGCCCGAGGGAAUGACGAUAGAGGGGCUGAAAUCUCGGCUCGCUGGGAAGAAGGCAAAAGGCGGAGUCUACCUCACGCCGAAGGAGAUGGAGACUCUAACCGGCGGCUGGCGGCCAUAUCGUUCGCUUGGUGUUUACUACACCUGGCCCAUGGGAGAGGAUUUUUAAUGAGCCUAUUUUGUUUUACCGAAAAAAAUUAGGAAAACCCGAGAGGCUGAGGUUGGGGGAAGAGGGGGGGG